AUGACAGAUACAUUAAAUAUCGAAUCUGAUGCAAAUUCCUCACGUAAGUUGGUUGUACUUCGUUCCGAAAUGGAAAGCAUGUUCAGUAAAAUCGAUACUAUAGACACUUCCAUAACGGUUGAAGAUCCAGAAUGGGUAGGGGAAUUAGAAGAAGGCAAAGUUAAAACAAAAUGGGACACGUUUAAGUCGAUAUUCAAGAAAACCAAAACUUUUAACAUGAAUAGCGGCGUAUCGUUCGAUUCCAGAAUGAUCAUUUCCCGAGAUUUUGUAUUGAAUGUGGAUGAACAUGCAGAAUCCCCACGUUUCGGAGACGUUCAAGAACCAUUUGAAAGUUAUGUCAGUGAUUUGAAACCAACAAGAUCAAUAAAACACAAAUAUCAAGUGAUAUCCCUGGUUAGCAGAAAAUUCCAAUUGAAUACACCGAAGUUUGAAGAUAUGGGGAAGGGCUCGUUCGCCUUUUUUUGGGAGCAAUUCAAGAACAACUUUACAUGA
This is a messenger RNA of Kluyveromyces lactis, 492 nucleotides long. RefSeq lists its product as uncharacterized. The transcript has a single exon. Lineage: Eukaryota; Fungi; Ascomycota; Saccharomycetes; Saccharomycetales; Saccharomycetaceae. The record is from RefSeq and is a predicted model, not a curated record. Bases 1 to 492 code for a protein of 163 amino acids.